AGUCCUUUAAGCUGAGUCCUAGGCAGGCACCCGCUCCAGAGGGAAGUAGACACAAGAUCCUAUGCUUUGUGCAUCAAAGACAUCACAAUGGCUGUGGCAGAUGUAAGAGCCCUCCUUUCUCCCCAGCGGGGCCUCUCCAAGGGAACUGCUGGAACCAGAAGCCUGUCCACUUAGAACCUGGAACCCAUACUUCUGAAACAAAGGACUCUCAUGGCACCACAAGAGAACAAUAACUAUGGCUUUGAGCAGUCUGGGGAGACACCACCUCUUCAUUACCCUCCUAGAACAAGAGGACCAAGAUCACCCGGAGUAUACUCCAUGUACACCCAAAUCCCACCGACAGUCCAAACAGGACUGUUCACUGGCAUGCCUCAUGUGACAACUACUGUGCCAAUGCAGACCCAAUGUCCCUACUGUGGGAACCAUAUCGUGACAGUGACAACCCCUGUCCCAGGCCUCCUCACCUGGCUGCUGUGCAGUGGCCUCUUUGUGUUUGGGCCAAAGGGCCUCGUAGGAUCGAGGCCCACCUGGUCCCCACCAUGUGCUACUUUCCCGGCUGAUCUGUAUACAACAAGUUAUCAGAAGGCACACAAUUCAUACUGCAACAGAGAAAGGAAGUGGGGCUACAGACCGGCUCAGAACCAGGAGACCAGAGGUAACCCCACGGCACACCAGGCCUCCCCUGGACACCUCAUCUAGAGACCCUGCACUUCCUCAGUCUCAAUAAAAUACAUGCAUGAAUCCCG
Molecule: messenger RNA, 746 nt
Organism: Mastomys coucha (southern multimammate mouse)
Lineage: Eukaryota; Metazoa; Chordata; Mammalia; Rodentia; Muridae
Gene: Litafd
Product: LITAF domain containing
Exons: 4
Coding region: 211-699 (162 amino acids)
Biological process (GO): regulation of cytokine production
Molecular function (GO): zinc ion binding
Source: RefSeq, a predicted model, not a curated record